AACGAUGUGAUCGUAGCACUGCCCAUGAAAGGUAAUUUUUGGUGGCAGUGCUGGUCUUGGGUUGUAGAAGUGAGUACUCGCUGCAGUAGUCUUUGUAGUUAGCCAAAGCCACAAUGAGUUCAUCCAUCUCCCCGGCAACGACGCCAGCUUCUGCUGGUACACCAGCUUCUGGUACACCAGCUUCUGGUGCCGCGCCAGUAGCGCCUCAUAACGUAACGCAGACGUGGAACAGGAGGCGUGGGGAGCGUGAGAAAUUACGGUUUGCAAAGGACCAUCCCAUUUCCACUAGUGAGCAGAAACUACAAGGCGAGGACCAGUGCAAUCACUUGCAGCGUCUCCUCACCUACGUCGACGAGAACCAUAUCAAUCUUUUUGGCCUGAAACGGCUAGCUGGUUUAGACGUCAAUGGUUGGCUUGAUGUGAGAGGACAUGUCUUGAAGGAAGAAGACGUAUCACCCAAGAACGAAAAAAUAAAGCAUUCUCUACCAUGCCCAGCGAAGAGCGCGAAACGCUUAAGGCAAUUACGCCGAAACCGUAAGUGGAGCGACGUCCACCGACAAGCAAUUCUUGCCGCUGGUGAGGUUACUUCUGUUCUGGCCUAUGCGGCUUUAUCCGGUAGCGCGCCGAUUGUCAACAGCUUGCUGCAUGCAGGAGCGACGCCGUUUCUGCUAGGAGAGUCGACUAGACGACGUUUGGAGGAGCUGGAGACGGCGCGGACAUCAAGAAGGACUCCCGAGAUGAACAAGAAGAACAUUGGCUUUGAAUUAAGGCUACAAGAAUUCCAUCUUCACAGGCAUCUUGGUCCCGUUUUUAGAGGGGAAACGGGGCCCAGGAUGCUGCUGAAGAUGGAUUUCCCUUAGUUCUAAUUGAAGCAAACCAAAUUCUUCGCAAACGGUUGCAUGACUGUUUCGCUGUGUACGUCGUGGAAAGUCUGGCUAGGAACAUGGUCCCAUCAUCAUCAUCAUCACCACCAUCAUCACCAUCAUCAUCAUGCGGGAAGACAGCGCCAUCCAGCAAGAGCUGUGGAGUAUGUGGCCUUGGUUCUCUGCCUUUUCUCUUUCGAUGCAGUAGUAGGACACCUGAAGAAGAUCCUUGUUUCUUCUGUGAGGCAUGCUUCUGGACGGAUUUUGUCACGACGUUUGAUGAGAGAGAGCCGCUACUAAGAGGGGACAUUCACAACAUUGUUGUGGAAAAAUCGUCCUUAUCAUCAUUCUCGUCGAGUACUCCUGGAGAAACAAGAGAAGCUGCACGAAAGGAGAAGAAGUAUCAGGAUUUCAUAGCCUGUCCUUGUUGUGGAUAUGGAUUGCGCAAGGACAAGGAGGAGAGGAAGGAACAAGAGGACACGCCGAUCUCUCCAAGAAGUAAUUAUAGCACGACUGCUUCUGGUUCUACUAGUGCGAGCCCAGCAGACCAGUCGUCAUCUCCUUCGAGUGAUAGCGACGCAUCCGCAGAUGAUCCUAGUUCUGGUUCUCGUGCAAAAUCCGACAAAGACCGAUCUCCAGCUGAACAAACAUCUUCCUCUUCCUCUACAUCAUUGAGUCCACGACCUUCCUCUUCCACCUGCACCACCGCCAGUCAUGCAGCUGCUUCUUCACUCACCCGUUUUGUCUGCUCCCUACCUCGCGAAAUCCUUGGUGACUUCAAAAAGCAUCCCGACUAUGCCAAGCUGAAGGCGAUGUCCAACAAUUACACCAGUUGUCGCAGCUUGUCGCUGUACGAGACAAAAUUCCUCAAUGUGGGCUGCGUCCAAGCUGACCGCACUGUGGCAUGGCUAGAGGCUGUGAAAAACAGAGAUUUGUUGCGAAUGCGAGCCUUGUUUACAUUAGCUGUAGACGUGGAUGCCGGUUGUUUCGAGUAUGGCGCCACAGCCUUGAUGCAAGCGUGCAGCUUAAGGUGGAGUCGCGGUGUGCAGGCAUUGGUGGAAGAGUUCGGCGCGACGAAGCAUACUGCAAAUAACGGACUCCUUGAUGGGUAUAGCGCUUUGAGGAGGUUUAUAGUUCUGGACAAGCGAGAAGGUGGGGGCGUGAGAAUAGUCAAAGAAGAUGACUUUGAUUUUCUUGAUCAUGACGAUGCAUCUGACGAGAAGAAGUCCGAGGAGAUGAACGAGAAGCAGAUCAUUUCUUCCUACCUGAAGAGCUUAGAUGAGGAAGGGGCGAAAGCGAAUGUGACUAAGCACAACCUCGAAACAGCUUCAUGCGCUCUAGGACUAAGAGACCUUCCCACCACAUUUUCCUCUACGCCAAAGAUGGAGUCUUUCGUCAUCCCUUAUCUCCUCGAAGACGACCCAAGUUCGCUUCUAGCUAGAAGGAACAAUCUCCUCAGUUCCACAGCGUUUAUCAUUGAUGGAGCAUGGAGUCCUCUAGUAGCCGCGACAAGAACGCCUGCGGCCACAUCAUCCUCGUUCCUAGACUACCUCCGCCACGUGUUCAACCAGCAAAUCGCGCAUACGGGCGCUAAAGAACUGUGCGCAGAACGGCGAUACUUCUGGGAUGUGGAUGGAUACGUGCAGAGUCACCUGGAAGCAGCUGUGAGGAGAUCCUCGCUAGGGGCUACUCCAAGUUCAAACAGCACUUCUGUUUUAACAUUUGGCCAGAUGCGGUUUCUUCACUACCCAAAAAAAGGAGGCGCAGUAGGUACACAUCAAGAUCUUUGUCGGGCAGAUGCGAAAAGUGGCAGGCGGAGUACGCAUACGUUUAUCUUGUACUUUGAUUUGGAGGAAGGAGAUCGAGAUCCUUCUAGUGCGUAUGAGGUUGAGGAUGCUGGAGAAGAUCGAAGUGUGGGUGGAGAAACAUCAAUAUUUUUAAGUGACCCUACCACGAGCACGACGACACGACACCAGCACCAGCAACACGCCGAUUCUAGUUCCCAAACGAGAAACUCGGUCGAUGUGCUCCCACUUUCAGGCCGUCUCUUGCUCUUUCCCCAUAAGGCCUGGCAUGAAGGGUUAGCUGUCAAACGACCUCCCAAAGUACUUCUGCGCGGUGAAAUAGGCCUUUUUUGUGACUGAAACACGUCGACUACACGCCAACACUAGCUCUGAUCA
Molecule: messenger RNA, 3043 nt
Organism: Amoebophrya sp. A25
Lineage: Eukaryota; Dinophyceae; Syndiniales; Amoebophryaceae
Source: the annotation of a GenBank genome assembly